AUGCCGUCCGCUGCCCAAAUCGUCGAGCUGUUUGACCCCGUCGCCGUCAUUCUCCUGCUCACAACCGUGGUCGUCUUCGCGAUCCCCGUGUUCAUCCUCUUCCCGCCGAUUCCAGUAGAGCGCAGUGAUGCGCUGCAGCAGACGCACACCAAGGUCGGCAUCGCGCCAUCCCACAGCAACCUCCGGGCUCAGACAUCGCCGGAUCAUAACCACCAGCCGGGGAAGGCUGCCAGGAUACAAAGCUUGUUCAUCUAUCCGGUCAAGUCGUGCCGGGGCAUCGAGGUUGACCGCAGCAGAGUGUUGCCCAAGGGGCUCGAGUUUGACCGGUUGUUUGCGUUCGCACGGCAGAAGCCCGAGGCAGGAAGAGAUGCUGCCGUGCUGUCUGGAGAAGAGGGAGAAGAGGGAGCACGGCGGGCGGCGCAAUGGGAGGUUCUCACCCUGAGGCAAGUGCCGCUGCUCGCCAAUGUCCAGGUUGACUUAUGGCUGCCGGAUGCGGGCAAGACGAGUCGCCAGUUGGGCAGAGUUGGCGGCCGUUUCGUCGUCAUCAGGUUCCCCUGGAGGGACUCUGGUCUGCGAGGAGUGGCCCAAUGGAUCUCUGCCAAGCUCAGCCGUGGCCUCGGCGGUAUCCCAGAGAGGGAGUUUAUGCUAUCCAUCGAUUUCCCUUCCCCAGAGGAGAUCAAAGCGGCGGGCUACUGCUACGGUGAUGCACGGCUGUUCAACAAGACCAUCCACGCACUCAACUUGAGGAACGAGGUGCCGCCGGAGCUGGCUCUGUACCUGGGAGUUGCUGCGCCUGUGACCAUCUUCAUGAUAGACCCGGCCCGACGGAGGGAAGUAAUGAGAAACGCGCCGCGCAAAGAAGAUGCUGGCUACCAGCCUGUCAUUGACUUUCAAGACGCAUAUCCACUGCAUCUUCUCAACCUGACAAGUGUCCGCGCCCUGGAGUCAAAAGUGCAAAAGGACCAAGAUCUGGAGUUCCUGGACGCGCGCCGCUUUCGCCCGAAUAUCAUCGUAUCUGGCCUCAAGGCGUACGACGAGGACGACUGGCGAAGCAUCGAGUUCUCCCGGCCUUUCCAGGGCGAUGCCGCCAAGGGCUCGGAGUCACCGUCGCGGUUCGACGUCUCUUGUCGCACAGUUCGGUGCAAGUUGCCCAACGUCGACCCAGCCACGGGAAUCAAACACAAGGCGGAGCCCGACCGUUCGCUGAGGAAGUUUCGAAACAUUGACGAGGGCGCUCCCAAGAGCGGCUGCUUUGGCAUGCAGCUCUGUCCCAUCUUCCCCGAGACGAGCGGUCCGGACGAGGGGGACUUGGCUUUGUCGCUCGAGGUGGGUAUGGAUCUUAAGGUUCUCCAACGGGGGCCACAUCUGGCUCUGUAA
Molecule: messenger RNA, 1377 nt
Organism: Trichoderma reesei QM6a
Lineage: Eukaryota; Fungi; Ascomycota; Sordariomycetes; Hypocreales; Hypocreaceae
Exons: 4
Coding region: 1-1377 (458 amino acids)
Molecular function (GO): pyridoxal phosphate binding; molybdenum ion binding; catalytic activity
Source: RefSeq, a predicted model, not a curated record